UCUCUCUCAUCGAAGCAGACUCUGUUUCGUGGUUUCACCGUCCCCUCGCCGUCGCCCUGUACUCGCGCCACCGCUUCCUUCCUAGCAUCUCCUCUAGAGACAGAUCUGCCCUACGCCCCCGGCCGCGGCAAGCCCUCCUCCCUUUCAACCCCAAUCGCUCAAACUCGGGCCACCGCAGGAGCUUUUCCUUCAUGCGUUCACCACCCCUUGCUACUGUUCCACGUGGUCGCCGCCACCGCAUCCUGGCAUCUCCGGCCGUAUGCGCAUCAGGCCAAUCCGCCCCGGAGGCCAUCGCUGCUGCAAGUGCUAGCAGCCGGAUGACAUACCAGUGCAGCCCGACGGCCGUGAACAAAGCAUCCUCAACCUCACGCACUAACAGCUUAGAUGUUGAAGAGCGCCUUGGCAGAGUCAAGUGUGGACAAUUAUCUAGGAAGCAAGUGAAUGGAAGUUCAAGUAACCAUACAGCAGGAUCCAUUGGAAUGCCAUUACGGGCCCCUUUUCAAGAUAUUACAAAUGUGGUUGACUCACAUAGUUUAUCAAAAGGGAGACAAGCACAAAAAAUUCUUGGUUCAGUGGAUCAUCCAAUUACUGGGACAAAACGAUCAAUCAAUCUAUCUGGCAUAUCCAUACAGUCAAAUACUCCUUCAACUGGACACAUAAGUCUAACAACAAAUGCUUCCGAGCGUAAGCGUUAUCGUGAUCGGGAAAGAUACUUGGAGAUGACUCCAGAACAGCACGCUGCCUACCUGGAAAGGAACCGUGAGUACAAACGGAGAAGGAAAAAUCCUGCUGCAGUUAGUGAUAAUGCACAAUCUGGGAGUCAAACUUGUACUUGUACCAAUGGAAGCAUGCACACAACUAUUCUCACCAGUUCAAUUACAGAAGGUACUGGUCAACAUAAGCGUGUAUCAGCAUUCCUGGACAAGGGCAGUGGACAUAAGAGAAGGAGAUUGUCUAAUGGGGCAGGUUGUAGUAAUACUGGAAACGGAACACAUGAAGAUGGUGUAGCCAAUGAGCAGGAAGACCAUGACAGCACCAUCUAUGUUCCAGAUGGUUCUUUUCCUGCCCUAGAAGAUGAAACUGGGCAAUCUGAAUAUAUGACUGAAGAUGAUGAGGGUUACAUAUUCGCUGGACACGGAACGGAUUGUGUAUUAUCAUAUCGAGACCCAAACCAUGCAAAUUGUGAAAUGCAAGAGGAUCCUUUUGAUUGUAUAUAUCGGAAUGUACCAAGUGGCCAUCAUGUUUCGCAGCCAGUGCCUAACUGCACAAAUUGCAAUGCAAAACGGUUCCAGUAUGAGAAUCCAACAUUUUGUUGCAUGGGUGGCAAGGUCAAGAUAGUAACUCCAUAUGUUCCUGAUGAAAUGCGCCGACUAUACACAAGUCAAGAUCCUGACGCUAAGUACUUUCAGGACAAUAUCCGGGUCAAUUGGAAUCUUAUGCCUUUAUGGAUCAUGAACUUGAAGUGAAGGCUUCUGCUGAGCUCUAAGAGCAACUCCAAUGGGGCGACCCAUUUCGUUCGCCCGCGUCCGUUUGGGUCGGCGCGGACAAAAGUGGCGGCCUAACGCGUCGACCCAAACUCAAAUCGUGUCCGCCUGGCGUCCCCGCCGACCCAUUUCCGGCCCAAAAUUGCGCCUGGAAUGCGUCGGCGCGGACGCGAAGCGGACUCGCCGCGCGUCUCCUCGCCGUCCGCCGCAUCCCCACCUGGCGGCCACCCAA
Triticum aestivum (bread wheat) is the source of this 1716-nucleotide messenger RNA. RefSeq lists its product as uncharacterized. Bases 192 to 1466 code for a protein of 424 amino acids. The record is from RefSeq and is a predicted model, not a curated record. Lineage: Eukaryota; Viridiplantae; Streptophyta; Magnoliopsida; Poales; Poaceae. The transcript has 7 exons.